CGUGCCGUUUAGGGUGCGCACGCAGUGGGAGGAGCCGUUCUUUUCUUUCUCCAGAAGCUUCUUCUUCCUUUUGCCGGGUCCGCAGCGCAGUUUGUCCGCCGCCGCCAAGAUGAUGGGCCGCCCGGUGCUAGUGCUCAGUGAGUGGGGGCUGGGGGGACUAUUUAUUAUAAUAGAGAGGGAGGAAUCCGCCAUGUCAUCACCGCAGCUCGGCGGGGCCGGACAUGGACAGACCCUCACUGUGAGAUUACUGUAACAGUCACAGCGGGGCCUGAGAUGGACAGACACCCAGUAUGACAGGAUAGACCCUCACUGUGAGAUUACUAUAACAGUCACAGCGGGGCCUGAGAUGGACAGACACCCAGUAUGACAGGACAGACCCUCACUGUGAGAUUACUGUAACAGUCACAGCGGGGCCUGAGAUGGACAGACACCCAGUAUGACAGGAUAGACCCUCACUGUGAGAUUACUAUAACAGUCACAGCAUGGCCUGAGAUGGACAGACACCCAGUAUGACAAGACAGACCCUCACUGUGAGAUUACUAUAACAGUCACAGCGGGGCCUGAGAUGGACAGACACCCAGUAUGACAGGAUAGACCCUCACUGUGAGAUUACUGUAACAGUCACAGCGGGGCCUGAGAUGGACAGACACCCAGUAUGACAGGAUAGACCCUCACUGUGAGAUUACUGUAACAGUCACAGCAGGGCCUGAGAUGGACAGACACCCAGUAUGACAGGAUAGACCCUCACUGUGAGAUUACUAUAACAGUCACAGCAGGGCCUGAGAUGGACAGACACCCAGUAUGACAGGACAGACCCUCACUGUGAGAUUACUAUAACAGUCACAGCAGGGCCUGAGAUGGACAGACACCCAGUAUGACAGGACAGACCCUCACUGUGAGAUUACUAUAACAGUCACAGCAUGGCCUGAGAUGGACAGACACCCAGUAUGACAGGACAGACCCUCACUGUGAGAUUACUAUAACAGUCACAGCAUGGCCUGAGAUGGACAGACACCCAGUAUGACAGGAUAGACCCUCACUGUGAGAUUACUAUAACAGUCACAGCAUGGCCUGAGAUGGACAGACACCCAGUAUGACAGGACAGACCCUCACUGUGAGAUUACUAUAACAGUCACAGCGGGGCCUGAGAUGGACAGACACCCAGUAUGACAGGACAGACCCUCACUGUGAGAUUACUGUAACAGUCACAGCGGGGCCUGAGAUGGACAGACACCCAGUAUGGCAGGAUAGACCCUCACUGUGAGAUUACUGUAACAGUCACAGCGGGGCCUGAGAUGGUCAGACACCCAGUAUGACAGGACAGACCCUCACUGUGAGAUUACUGUAACAGUCACAGCAUGGCCUGAGAUGGACAGACACCCAGUAUGACAGGAUAGACCCUCACUGUGAGAUUACUGUAACAGUCACAGCGGGGCCUGAGAUGGACAGACACCCAGUAUGACAGGAUAGACCCUCACUGUGAGAUUACUAUAACAGUCACAGCAUGGCCUGAGAUGGACAGACACCCAGUAUGACAGGAUAGACCCUCACUGUGAGAUUACUAUAACAGUCACAGCGGGGCCUGAGAUGGACAGACACCCAGUAUGACAGGAUAGACCCUCACUGUGAGAUUACUAUAACAGUCACAGCGGGGCCUGAGAUGGACAGACACCCAGUAUGACAGGAUAGACCCUCACUGUGAGAUUACUAUAACAGUCACAGCGGGGCCUGAGAUGGACAGACACUCAGUAUGGCAGGAGAGACCCUCACUGUGAGAUUACUAUAACAGUCACAGCAUGGCCUGAGAUGGACAGACACCCAGUAUGACAGGAUAGACCCUCACUGUGAGAUUACUGUAACAGUCACAGCGGGGCCUGAGAUGGACAGACGCCCAGUAUGACAGGAUAGACCCUCACUGUGAGAUUACUGUAACAGUCACAGCAUGGCCUGAGAUGGACAGACACCCAGUAUGACAGGAUAGACCCUCACUGUGAGAUUACUAUAACAGUCACAGCAUGGCCUGAGAUGGACAGACACCCAGUAUGACAGGACAGACCCUCACUGUGAGAUUACUAUAACAGUCACAGCGGGGCCUGAGAUGGACAGACACCCAGUAUGACAGGAUAGACCCUCACUGUGAGAUUACUGUAACAGUCACAGCAGGGCCUGAGAUGGACAGACACCCAGUAUGACAGGAUAGACCCUCACUGUGAGAUUACUAUAACCGUCACAGCAUGGCCUGAGAUGGACAGACACCCAGUAUGAUAGACAGACCCUCACCGUGAGAUUACUAUAACAGCCGCCAGCAUGGCCUGAGAUGGACAGAGACACCCAGUAUGACAGGAUAGACCCUCACGAGAUUACCAUAACAGUCACAGCAUGGCCUGAGAUGGACAGACACCCAGUAUGACAGGACAGACCCUCACUGUGAUUACUAUAACAGUCACAUGGGCCUGAGAUGGGAUGAGGACACCCAGUAUGAUAGGACAGACCCUCACUGUGAGCCAUUAUAACAGUCAAGCAAAGGGCCUGAGAUGGACAGAGACACCCAGUAUGACAGGAUAGACCUCACUGUGAGAUUAGCUAUAACAGUCACAAAGGCCUGAGAUGGACAGAGAGACACCCAGUAUGACAGGAUAGACCUCACUGUGAGAUUACUGUAACAGUCACAGCGGGGCCUGAGAUGGACAGACACCCAGUAUGACAGGACAGACCCUCACUGUGAGAUUACUCUAACAGUCACAGCGGGGCCUGAGAUGGACAGACACCCAGUAUGACAGGAUAGACCCUCACUGUGAGAUUACUGUAACAGUCACAGCAUGGCCUGAGAUGGACAGACACCCAGUAUGACAGGAUAGACCCUCACUGUGAGAUUACUGUAACAGUCACAGCGUGGCCUGAGAUGGACAGACACCCAGUAUGACAGGAUAGACCCUCACCGUGAGAUUACUAUAACAGUCACAAGCAGCAGGCCCGAGGAUGGACAGACACUCAGUAUGACAGGAUAGACCCUCACUGUGAGAUUACUAUAACAGUCACAGCGGGGCCUGAGAUGGACAGACACCCAGUAUGACAGGACAGACCCUCACUGUGAGAUUACUAUAACAGUCACAGCAUGGCCUGAGAUGGACAGACACCCAGUAUGACAGGACAGACCCUCACUGUGAGAUUACUAUAACAGUCACAGCAUGGCCUGAGAUGGACAGACACCCAGUAUGACAGGGACAGACCCCCACCGUGAGACACUAUAACAGCCACAGCAUGGCCUGAGAUGGACAGACACCCAGUAUGACAGGACAGACCCUCACUGUGAGAUUACUAUAACAGUCACAGCGGGGCCUGAGAUGGACAGACACCCAGUAUGACAGGAUAGACCCUCACUGUGAGAUUACUGUAACAGUCACAGCGGGGCCUGAGAUGGACAGACACCCAGUAUGACAGGAUAGACCCUCACUGUGAGAUUACUAUAACAGUCACAGCCUGGCCUGAGAUGGACAGACACCCAGUAUGACAGGAUAGACCCUCACUGUGAGAUUACUAUAACAGUCACAGCUGGGCCUGAGAUGGACAGACACCCAGUAUGACAGGACAGACCCUCACUGUGAGAUUACUAUAACAGUCACAGCGGGGCCUGAGAUGGACAGACACCCAGUAUGACAGGAUAGACCCUCACUGUGAGAUUACUAUAACAGUCACAGCGGGGCCUGAGAUGGACAGACACCCAGUAUGACAGGACAGACCCUCACUGUGAGAUUACUAUAACAGUCACAGCGGGGCCUGAGAUGGACAGACACCCAGUAUGACAGGAUAGACCCUCACUGUGAGAUUACUAUAACAGUCACAGCGGGGCCUGAGAUGGACAGACACCCAGUAUGACAGGAUAGACCCUCACUGUGAGAUUACUAUAACAGUCACAGCGGGGCCUGAGAUGGACAGACACCCAGUAUGACAGGACAGACCCUCACUGUGAGAUUACUAUAACAGUCACAGCUGGGCCUGAGAUGGACAGACACCCAGUAUGACAGGACAGACCCUCACUGUGAGAUUACUAUAACAGUCACAGCGGGGCCUGAGAUGGACAGACACCCAGUAUGACAGGAUAGACCCUCACUGUGAGAUUACUAUAACAGUCACAGCGGGGCCUGAGAUGGACAGACACCCAGUAUGACAGGACAGACCCUCACUGUGAGAUUACUAUAACAGUCACAGCAUGGCCUGAGAUGGACAGACACCCAGUAUGACAGGAUAGACCCUCACUGUGAGAUUACUAUAACAGUCACAGCAGGGCCUGAGAUGGACAGACACCCAGUAUGACAGGACAGACCCUCACUGUGAGAUUACUAUAACAGUCACAGCAGGGCCUGAGAUGGACAGACACCCAGUAUGACAGGAUAGACCCAGGACAGACCCUCACUGUGAGAUUACUAUAACAGUCACAGCGGGGCCUGAGAUGGACAGACACCCAGUAUGACAGGAUAGACCCUCACUGUGAGAUUACUAUAACAGUCACAGCCGGGCCUGAGAUGGACAGACACCCAGUAUGACAGGACAGACCCUCACUGUGAGAUUACUAUAACAGUCACAGCGGGGCCUGAGAUGGACAGACACCCAGUAUGACAGGAUAGACCCUCACUGUGAGAUUACUAUAACAGUCACAGCGGGGCCUGAGAUGGACAGACACCCAGUAUGACAGGAUAGACCCUCACUGUGAGAUUACUAUAACAGUCACAGCGGGGCCUGAGAUGGACAGACACCCAGUAUGACAGGACAGACCCUCACUGUGAGAUUACUAUAACAGUCACAGCAUGGCCUGAGAUGGACAGACACCCAGUAUGACAGGACAGACCCUCACUGUGAGAUUACUAUAACAGUCACAGCAUGGCCUGAGAUGGACAGACACCCAGUAUGACAGGACAGACCCUCACUGUGAGAUUACUAUAACAGUCACAGCGUGGCCUGAGAUGGACAGACACCCAGUAUGACAGGAUAGACCCUCACUGUGAGAUUACUAUAACAGUCACAGCGGGGCCUGAGAUGGACAGACACCCAGUAUGACAGGAUAGACCCUCACUGUGAGAUUACUAUAACAGUCACAGCGGGGCCUGAGAUGGACAGACACCCAGUAUGACAGGAUAGACCCUCACUGUGAGAUUACUAUAACAGUCACAGCAUGGCCUGAGAUGGACAGACACCCAGUAUGACAGGAUAGACCCUCACUGUGAGAUUACUGUAACAGUCACAGCAUGGCCUGAGAUGGACAGACACCCAGUAUGACAGGAUAGACCCUCACUGUGAGAUUACUGUAACAGUCACAGCGGGGCCUGAGAUGGACAGACACCCAGUAUGACAGGACAGACCCUCACUGUGAGAUUACUAUAACAGUCACAGCGGGGCCUGAGAUGGACAGACACCCAGUAUGACAGGACAGACCCUCACUGUGAGAUUACUAUAACAGUCACAGCGGGGCCUGAGAUGGACAGACACCCAGUAUGACAGGACAGACCCUCACUGUGAGAUUACUAUAACAUUCACAGCAUGGCCUGAGAUGGACAGACACCCAGUAUGGCAGGAUAGACCCUCACUGUGAGAUUACUGUAACAGUCACAGCGGGGCCUGAUAUGGACAGACACCCAGUAUGACACUAUAGACCCUCACUGUGAGAUUACUUUCUUUGAUUCUCCAUAUACAGCAGGGAUAGAUAAAUUUAUAAACUGAGAUAAUUUUACCUUUAAUCUUUAGAGAGAUAUGUAAGUAGGUUUGAGCAAGACAAUUUAACACAUCAUUUACACAUGGUUUUCUAAUAUAAAUAAGGUUAAAUGCAAAACCGUAGGCUAUAACAGUAAAUCAGUUACAUGUAUAGUGUCCUAAUUUGUGUAUGUGUGUGCAGGGACCAAGCAGACUGGUAUAAAUUACACAUGUAUUUUCAUGUACCUUUACGCCUAGACAGUGGCGCUAAAUCUGACAUUCCUCACUUUAACGUUUGCAUGCAGUGCAACAGCUAAAUUUGCAUUUUACUUGGUGGUGUUUGUAUGUAUGUGACCAGUCAACUUGAGUCUAAUAUCAUUUACAGAUGUAAUAAUCUAAGCCUGUGUGUAACCAUCCUAUGCUCAUGUUAUUUACACACACUCGUCUAGGUCAUCUCUGAUUUUGUGUUUAUGUACAUAUCAUGUAAUCAUAACAUUAAAACCACCUGCCUAAUAUUGUGUAGGUCACCCACCUGUUGUCAAAACAGCUCUAAUGCGUUGAGCCGUUGAUUCCACAAUAUCUGUGUGUCCUUUGGUAUCUGGCACCAAGGCAUUAACAGCAGAAUUUUUAAAGUCCUGCGAGGUGGGGUGUCCAUGGAUUUAUUCUUCCAACACAUCCCACAGAUUCUCAAUUGGAUUGAGAUCAGGGAGUUUGGAGGCAAAGGCAAAAUCUUGAACUCUGUUAUGUUCCUCAAACUAUUCCUGAACAAUAUUCGAAGGGUGCAUGAUCUUGCUGAAAGAAGUCAUUGCCUUCAGAGAACACUAUUCCUAUGAAGUGGUGUAUGCGGCUUGCAACAAUCUCUUGGUUGGUGGUACAUCAACAUGAAUGCAAGGACCCGUGGUGUCCCAGCAGAACAUUGCCCAAAGCUUAGCACUCACUAAGCUGUGCUGCUUUCUUCCCAUAGUGCAUCUCUUCCCCACCUGAUUUUAACCCCUUAAGGACACAUGACAUGUGUGACAUGUCAUGAUUCCCUUUUAUUCCAGAAGUUUGGUCCUUAAGGGGUUAAAGAAAACUUCAUUCAUCAGACUAGGCAACCUUCUUCCAUUGCUCCAUGAUCCAGUUCUGACGCUCACGUCCCCAUUGAAGGCACUUUUAGUGGAGGACAGGGGUCAUCAUGGGCACUCUGUCCACCCUGCAUAGCCCCAUACGCAGCAAACUGCGAUGCAGUGUGUGUUCUGACACCUUUGUAUCAUGGCCAGCAUUACGUUUUAAUCAAUAUGUGCUAUAGCAGCUCUUCUGUGUGAUCGAACCAGACUUGUUAGCCUUCGCUCCCCACAAUGUGCAUCAAUGCGCCUUUUUUGUAUAUGACCCUGACAACAAAUCACCAGUAGUCCUUGUUUGCACCAUUUGUGUUCGGUACUAAGAUCUGCAUACCUGGAAUACCCCACAAGACUUGCCAUUUUGGAGAUGCUCUGACCCAGCCAUAACUAUAUGGACCUUGUCAAAGUCACUCAGAUUUUUGUCACUUGUCCAUGUCGCCUGCUUCCAACACUUGAAAUUCAAUAACUGACUGUUAACUUGCUGCUUAGUAUUUCCCACCCUUUGACAGAUGCCAUUGUAAAGAAAUAACCACUGUUAUUCACUUUACCUCUCAUUGGUUUUAAAGGGACUCUCAAACAAACCGUUUAAAACCCCUUCAGUGACUUACCUGUAUCCAGCGCCGAUGUCCCUCGGUGCUGGUUCAGUGUCCGCCAACGCUCCAAUGCUAUUAGACUUCCCCAUAGGAGAGCAUUGAAAAAUGCUUUCAAUGCUUUCCUAUGGGGAUUUCAGCAACCCUGGAGGUCCUCACAUAGCGUGAGGACGUCCAGCGACGCUAUAGCACACUUUUCAUGUGCUAUAAACACGGUAGUGCCCUCUAGUGGUUGUCUAGCAGACAGCCACUAGAAGAGGACAUAACCCUGCAAUAAUUACACUUGCAGGGUUAAGAGUAGUGGGAGUUGGCACCCAGACCACUCCAAUGGGCAGAAGUGGUCUGGGUGCCUGGAGUGUCCCUUUAAUGUUGUGGCUGAUCAAUGUUUGUGUGACAGUUUGAAAUGUGUUGCUCACUAUAGCACCAGGCUACACAUAGCUGUUAGCACAUGCUAAUUGGUUCUCUACCUCCCUCUUUAAAAAAAAAUAAAAAAAAUUAGAGGGACACUCAAAGUUUUAAAACCACUUAAAACAAAACAAAAACAAAAUUACUCCCACCAAAAAAGUGUUUUUGUUGUUGUUUUUUUUUUUCUUCCUUUCUUUGAUCUAUAUUACGUGUAGCAGAUUAGAGAAAAUAGCCAACUCUUCAAUUCAUAGAUAAUCCUAUACAAUCCCUUAAUGCAUCCGUGUGGGUAACCACAUUAUAUGUUUGCCAAAUGAAGGGAAGACCUAUUUAGUUGCAGUUUGUAUAUCUAAGUUCCUGCACACUUUGUAGACUAUAUCACAGGCAUUUCACCAAUAAAAAAAAAAUUUCAGCUCUUGCGGGAGUAGAAUUUCUAAUUGCCAAAAUAUAUAUGGUUACAUUCUAAUUCUCAUUCACUUGCCUGAUUGUGAGCAAUCCAUACAGUAAAUUGGGUAAAUUUGAUGAUAAAACACAUAAGGAAUGAUUCAUAUUUAAGAAUUCCUUCUCACCACUGUCUUACAGGUCAGAACGUCAGGAGAGAGUCCGGAAGAAAGGUCCAGUCUGGUAACAUUAAUGCUGCCAAGGUACAAAUAAGUGUCACGAAUGUUUAAAAUUGAGUGUAACUCCUAAAUGGUCUGCUUUACCAAGCGCUGUCUCUUUAAAUUUCCAGACUAUUGCAGACAUCAUCCGGACAUGCUUGGGACCAAGAGCCAUGAUGAAGGUGAGCUGUCAUCUGUAGUUGAAAAAGUAUUAAUUGUGCUGAUUUUAAAGGGCCGUGGUUAUCUUUUUGUUGCAGAUCCUGUUUUCUAUGCAUUUGUUAGCAAUGUGCUAAAUACAAGGUAUAAAUAAAGUUAUGUUCUCCAUAAAUUUCUACACCUUAUUGUGACUUUAUAUUUAGACACACAGAUCCUUUCUUUUAAAGGCUAAAGGUGUGAGUAGAGUCUCUUUAAAAGAUCACAGCCCAUUGUAGUUGCCAUGAUGCCAGAGUUGCCCUGUUGCUGUCCGACGGUAAGUAAUGGAAUUAUUUUUAGCACUGUUUAACAGUUUGCUUAGUAUAGGAGGUUGCAAGUGCACUCUUGGCACCAUAACCACUUCAGCAGGCUGUAUUGGUUGUGAUCAGUGGAGUAUAUAAUUUAUCACACAUAAAUAUUUAUAUAUUUUAUUGCUUUAGGGACUGAUACAAUCUUACCUGUUGCCAUUUGCUCUUUGAAGGGUGCAUACUUGGCCUCUGAGGUUGUCACUGCUUGGGGACCCUACCUCAAGCAGGGCAUUCAUUACGGAUGACACAGACAAUCCUGGCUUCAUAGCUAACAUGUCUGCCCCAGUUAGUGUGAGAGAAACAUUGUGACACAAAGCAAGAGAGGUGCUUGGGGGGGACUUCUCCUGCUUUCAUUGUCACCCAAUCCUUCUUUAUUAGACCUGUGUACUGCCUGCAUAUAGCUCUAAUUCCACAAAUUGACAGGUGGGCAAGUGGCUAAACUGUGGCUUUAAAGUAAACUCUAUAUUUCAGCUAGCAAUUUAAUGAUCUUUAAAUGAAAGUCAGCAGUGUGUACAUGACAGUUACACUUUAAUAGAUUAUUGUAUAUGUUCACCUAUUUUGAUAUAACAACUGAGCUACAAUUAAAUUCCAGUUUCUUUGCUGUUUCCUCACUAAUUACUGAAGGUAGUGAUUUAAAAAAAUAAUUGUAAAUGUAAUUUGUAUCUUACCUGAAAGGAGUAGUGUAGGCACUGUAACCACUAUGGUCAGUCAGUUUGGUACAUACUUGGAUCCCCAGGACCGGCUCCUUUUUAGAUAGCAUUAUUGCCGAAUUCCCUACUUCCUCAUUAGUGACACAAUUUUGCCCAUUUUUUUGGGACAGAAUUCUUUGGCUGUAGACUUCAGCUGAUGCUCUCAACUAAUGAAUUCCAUCCAAAUAGAGUCGAAAUUGAUAUCUAGUCCGAAAGGCAAAAUUUCUCUUCUAGUAUAUCUGAGGAGGAGGGAAUAUUGUAGGUGACCAUAGGAAUCAGAUAAAUAACAAACCAUUUGUAAACCGUUUUCUCUGGGACAGCUCCAGGGGGCACCUGGCAGCAUCACCACAAUAGCACCAUGUAGUGAUUGUAGUGCUUAGACUGACUCCUUAAUGGCAAGAUCAUUUUUAUGUUAAUACCCUUUUGCUCUUCUUCUAAUUAUACAACAUAAUAGCUACAUUUCCUUUUACUUUUCAGAUGCUCUUGGAUCCGAUGGGUGGGAUUGUUAUGACCAACGAUGGCAAUGCUAUUCUACGAGAGGUCCGUGAGCACUACUUUGGCAGAUACAAUAUCACUUUACCUAAAAUCUUCUGUGUUUUAAGAAACAAUGCUAUGAAUGUGUUCUUGUUAGUCACGCUUAUAACCAGGAGAAGAGCUUCCACAUGGAAGAACUUGUCCAUGCUUCCUUAUGAGAGCACAUUAUUGUGCAAUCUCACUGCAUUUGAUUGGUGCAUUUGGGACAUUUGCCAUAUAGCACCAAUUUUGCUGCACUGAAUUGCAUUGGGUAAACGGCAUGUGUACGAUUACCAAAAGUUCCAGAGUGUUACUAUGUGUCCAUAAGCUAGGAGUCUCCAUGUUUUUUUCUUUUUAGUCAGGAUUAAGGUUACGAAGUUAGGAAGGUGGCAUAGUAUACCAGCUUUGUUUGCUGUGUAGUGUGGGCAAUACUUUAUAGGUCUUUAUGUUAAGUCUUGUUGGUAGUCGUUUGUGUUGGAUAGGAGACUUCAGCCCUUGGACCUUUUGGCCAACAAUAGCCAGAAGAAGGUGAGCUAAUAUGUGAAAAAUCUGUGUAAAGCACGAGAAAAACGUUUUACUGCAAAUGUUGAAAUGUUCCUUUAAUUGUGUUGGGUAUUCCGUUUUUUGGCUUGUUUUAACUUUAAAGUUUCCUGUAUUAGAUCCAAGUGCAGCACCCGGCAGCCAAAUCCAUGAUUGAGAUCAGCCGAACCCAAGAUGAGGAGGUUGGAGAUGGGACCACAUCUGUCAUCAUUCUGGGUAAGUGUCCUGGAUGUUUCAACCACUUCCUAAACGGGAUACACAAAGUUCUGUAUGUCUAAAUGUUCCGCUUAUUUUAUUUUUUUUAUAUUCCCCAGCCGGUGAAAUGUUGUCUGUCGCUGAGCAAUUUUUAGAGCAGCAAAUGCAUCCGACUGUGAUUAUCAGCGCUUACCGCAAGGCUUUGGAUGAUAUGAUAAAUCAUCUUAAUGAGUUAAGGUAAGACUGACUAACACUGCAUUUUGUGUGGCAGGUAGGCACUCUGGCAGCAGAUGAGACAGUAUUUUAACUUCUAGGUACAGUGCUUGCACCUCUGUCUGUGAAUGUAUUGAUCCAACUUAGGAACAUGAGAGAAAAAAACACUAACACCCAAUUUAUUUGGGGGUUCAUAAUACCUUGGUCUAUCUACCUUAUCUAUGUCCUGCCUCUUGGGGAUACCCACUUCCGAGACACAAUUUCUGGGUAAUUGGGAUAUGAGCCAUACAAAUAGCUGGGAUAUAUAAUUUUAAGUUUAUUGAAUAACUCGUUGAUUAAAAUGUACUUGUUAUGGUACAGCAAUUUAGGCUUGUUUUUUAAAAAAAAUUCAGGUAAGUGACAGAAUGGUUUUUAACCUAUUGGAUACUACAGUGCUAUGAAUAGAACUUUGUAUUCCUUGCACUAUAGUUUUAGAAACUUAGAAAAUGUCACUUUAAGUAAAUUACGCCCAUCCCUGCAAUUGUAGCCGCUUAAAAGAAUGCUCUCACAGCAUGCCAUCACUAAGCAUUUCUUUAACAGAAUAAAUUUGUUUCAAUCUUCUUUUUAUUACAGUUUGAAAAUCUUAUUCUUUAGCCAUGCAGUUGUGUUCAUUGUAUUUUCUUUUUUCGCAGCACGCCGGUUGAUGUUAAUAACAGGGAGUUGAUGCUGAAAAUCAUUAACAGUGCUGUCACCACUAAGGCGAUCAAACUCUGGGCAGACUUGGCAUGUAAUAUUGCUCUGGAUGCCGUAAAAACUGUGGAGUUUGAGGAGAAUGGCAAAAAGGAGUUUGACAUCAAAAAAUAUGCUAAAGUAGAAAAGGUAAGUCAAAAACUGCUUUCAUAAGCAUCAAAUGUCUGCCUGUAGAUGUGUUGGGCCUGUUCUCUCUUACUUUGAAACAUAAAGCCUGGUAGUUUUAGAAAGAGGGAUGAGAGAACAUCAUAGGUUAAUUAAUUGGAGUGUUGUGAUUGGUCUGAAACCCCUAGCCAAUCAGAAUACCAAUGCUGUUCAGUGACUAUAUAAGGCACAGAUUGCAUGGUGCUAAUCACAACUUCUAUUUGUAAAUAAAAGUAAAACCUACAAAGAUCUUGGCUACAUGUCAUUUCCUUGCUGAAGUACUUUAUGCCUAAUAAGUAUCCCAUUUUUAAUAAUCGACCUCUCCGGUAGUAAAUUGAACUUAUGGGAGGUUAACUUCCUCUUUCUGUUUGCUCUACUACCGAACAGAAAUGGUCUGCCAUCUGCCGCAAUGUAACGUGUUCCCUCUUACUCCUGAGCACAAGCCAGCGUAUGUGCGUAAUUUUGCGUGUUCUCAUCCCCUGUUUCCUGCAGCACCCCUUCCUCUCUAAAAGGGCAGCUCUUCUAGGGGAAAAGAGAGGCUUGUAGAGGCUGCAGUCAAGAACUUAAGCAUUUACAGGCUCUUACUAGAUACAACCACAAUGACUACAUGCAUACAAAAUUUAGGCAUGUAUUCAUUUGGGGUUUAUCUACUAAACAGUGUUAUUUUUUUUAACUGUAAAAUGGUACUUUUUUAAAAACAAUUUUAAAGCCGUACUGUUCUUGUAAUGACAGCCCUGAAGCUGUUGUAAUUGUAUGAUUCACCGUGAUUGCUCUGUCCUUGGAACCCCAGUUUAUAACACAGGGCUUUGCCUAUGUUGCAUAUCUGCUCCUUUUCACCCCACUGAACCCCUCACUAUAUCCUGGCAUUCUCUGUUUGGUAACAGGCUGCCUGUGGCUGGAUACAUGCUAAUGGACAAGGAUGUCCUUGAAAUAACGUUCUCUGAAUGGAUGAUACUUUUAGUUGUAAAAAAGAAAAGUUAACUUGAAAAUGUCUCUUGGGGCACUGCUCAGUGUGUCUGCUUGCAGUAAUAGGCAAACCACUACUCCACCAGGUUGUGAAUUUAAUCAGGAGCAAUUGGUCAGGAGGGAGGGAUUAUGAUCUUCGAAAGCUUUUUCCAGCAGGGGUUUAUGAUUCCGGGGUACCCAAUAGGUAGAUCCCCAGAUGUUGUAGGACUACAAUUCCCCUGAUGCUUUGCAUAUCUUUAGAAUUCCUUAAUGGUUUUAAAAUGGAAAAGGGGGAUCUUUCUCUUUGGUAACCCUGAUUUAAACUAAGGAACUCUCCAAUGUUAUAACCAAUAUCCUGUUUUAUCUUUGUCUGUGUUCCUUUAUCCUAUUACGAGCCAGGCACCAAUAAUACAUUAAGGCUUACUCAUCUUGACAUCUGCUGGGGAGCCGCUUCUUGUGGCUGUGCCACUCUGUCCAAAGAUACGGUUUGUCUGUGACGACCGUUUCCUCUUCCGGUCCAGCGAAAGCAAGCUGAAGUGAUUUAGUUAUUGGAAGUUCAUUUCAAACUGUCAUAAAUGCCUUUUCAGUUUAUAUCAAGCCCAGUUAACUGUUUAGAGUUGACCUGGCGGACAUUGCAGUACAUUUGAAGUGCUUAUGGUAUUGCAAAUGUCAUACAUUUUCACCCACUUUCUUUUAUCAUUGUGAUUGUGGCCAUUUCUUUCUUCUUCAGCACAAUAGGCUUUGCAGUAAGUUGAGGCUCUGUUUUUUUUCAGUUGGUUUCUAAUGGACAAAUGUAAAGUGUUUGCAUAGUAACAAGACGGGUCCAUAAUAGACCGCCACCUUUAUUGUUUUAGUCUGAAAGGACUAAGGCGGAGUGCAUUGCAGAAUAACGUGUGUGUGUGUGUGUGUGUGUGUGUGAUCUGUAACAUUUCUGAAUUUCUUUGCUGUUAAAAUGUUGUAGUCCACAAGCUUAAAGAGCCAGUAAUGUCUGUAUAGGGCUGUUUAUAUAAAGUAGCAUGCCAAUUCAAAUUCAGAUAGUUGUACAAAAUGGAAUAAUCUAACUGGCUGCUUGAUGGCCCGCCGCCAUUCAGAGCACAUUUAGAUUUUGAAUAAACUGUCAAAUACUUGCCCCCAACAUGAAUGGGUCAAUGUUGAAGUUCAUUUCUGCAUUAGUGGUUCCCCAACAGAGAGACCAUGGUUUAGGACUUUGACUGGUGCACCCCAUCUUUGUUAAUCAGGUCACGCAAUUUCACACAAACCAUGAUUAUUGCAGCCACUUUGCACUAUAACCACUGUAAUGUGUUGCAGUGGUUAUGGUACUUACUGUGCCUCUUUAACAAUUUUGAAAUGUGGUUACUGUUCCAUCGCAUGGCUAUGUGCUUAGAGUGAUCAUUUGCCUUCACAGUUGAGUACAGUUUGAUGAAUUGGCAUUACUGCCAUGUUUUUCCAGUUCACUCAUAGAUGCUGACUUAAUGCUCCUGUUUUGACAGAUACCUGGAGGGAUCAUUGAAGACUCACAAGUUCUGCGAGGUGUCAUGGUGAACAAGGACGUCACUCACCCAAAAAUGCGUCGGUAUAUCAAGAACCCACGUAUCGUUCUCCUUGACUGCUCGUUGGAGUACAAGAAAGGGGAGAGCCAGGUAAGAAUGAAGGCGCAGUGUUAAUCAGUUAGAAUCAAUGUGGUACAAUUAGGAUAACAGUUUAAAUGUUUACACCUGUGCAUGAUUCAUCCCCCCUCUUUCCUACAGACUGAAAUUGAGAUUACACGCGAAGAGGACUUCAAUAGACUUCUGCAGAUGGAAGAGGAGUACAUCCAGCAGGUCUGUGAAGACAUCAUCCGACUCAAGCCAGACCUUGUUAUCACCGAGAAGGGAAUCUCUGGUAAGGAUGGAAAAUAUAUACAUUAUUGCACAUGACCUGUCACCCAUAGGCUAAUACUUAAUGCUGGUCUAUAUCGGAGACCUGGAAUUUGUCCAUAGCAAACCCAAUUAGGUUCUGAGAAUCUUCUGUACAUCUGUGAAUUGAAAGUUUGUAGGAAUUGGGAUUUCAAGUCAAUAAGCUAUACAAGCCCCCCUCUAUAGACAACCCUCUAGUUCCUCAGCGUAUAUAGUUUACGGUCUAGUUUGCAACUGCAGGGCUCAGGCCACUAGGUAGCGGUGUAGUCUAACAAACCUGUUUUAUUUGUGGCAUGCUGAAGUCUGCACAGAGAAGUGUUUCUCCAUAUAUAGACAUCUAUACCAUGUAUAUAAAGGGCAAAAUAUUUUCACUAACUAUUGACCAUGGCACAUACUUAUUUUACCACUGAGUAUGCUAUGACUUGUAGUAUCAAGCUAAUUUUAAGACCUGGCUAGUAGCCCAGGACAUUAAAUUUUAAGCCCUGUAUAUUUAUGCAGAUGUUUUGACUAGGAGAUUGUCCUACGCUCAGUUCCAUCAAAGUGUGAGUAAAGUGUAGUGAUUCUUACCUAGGUCGGUACCUAAAAGCUGGUCUCCAUGUGAUUUCUGUAAGUUUACAAUAUAAUAGUGAUCAGACCCAAGGUGGAACUGUUUCUGUACAAUCUACCCCAGUCCAGUGGGGACUCCUUUGACUGGGUUUUGCAGGCUUUGUAGAAAUAUUCCCGUUGAUCGAUUCGUAAUAAGCCCAGUCCUGUGUGUGUCAUUUGGUUCCCUCUCUAAAAAGAUUAAGAACCAGUGCUUUAGAUGGUCCAUGGACUGCACUGUUUUGGCUGAUGCUUUGAAGCAGAACUGUCACUUUUCUGGAGGUAACAGUUUAUCAUCCCUCACCCCAUUAAAUGUUUUCUAAGGGCUUAUAGGGGUGCGUUGUGAAGGCAAGCAAAGACACCAUAUAUAGCAGCAUUACCAUGGCCAAGGUGGUGAUAUCCCAUAAUGCUCUGGGCUCACUAUAGCAUUCCAUCCAUAGUGCGGUACUCGUGCGGCAGUGUGAGGGUUAAAUUAAUUUACAUGGUGUACUUUUGACAGGGCUGCCACAUGUGGAGUCUAAAUUAACAUGCAAAAAAAAAAUAUGUAGACCUUUUUAACAUAAAUGAAAGCACAGUCCAUAACAAGUUUUAGUUGGUUAUCAGGCUGUGCAAGAAAAUGGAAAUGUGACAGUUUCACUUCAUAAAGUUUACACUAACAUGAGUCACCCAUAAGGUUUGAGUUAAAGCCUUUUCUCUUUUCCCAUGAAUUAAAUUGGCAUAAACCUGAAUUCCAAUCAAGCUCUCUGUCCUUGGCCAUUGUAUGAUCAACUGUUCUCAUUCUACGUUUUUUUUUUUGUUUCCUCAGAUCUGGCUCAGCAUUACCUGGUAAAAGCCAACAUAACAGCCAUUCGCAGAGUACGCAAGACAGACAACAACAGAAUAGCCAGGUAAAUGGAUGGGUUGAGCGUAUCUAGCCGAGAUGAACUGCAAUCUCUUAAUUACAGGGAAUAAAAACCCAUUUAUUACACUAGCUUGCAUUAAAGUAAUUUAUUCCAAGUUUCUUAGGGUCCUGCUUGCGUUAUUAGUAAUAUCUUAAAAUCAACUCCCAUUGUAUUGUUCCAUUUAGUAACUCUGCAUUAUUAGAACGAGAGUGCUGGUGUAAAGAGACCACUAAGGUCUUUGUAAGGUGUUUUCUUUUGGACUACAACACGCUUAACUCCCGCGUCCUUCUAAGACAUGUAUGUAGCAACAGUUCUGCUGCUUGGGAAUGUAUAGUGUUUAACGCUGCUUUAUAUAGCACCAUGGAGAUAAGACAAUAUGAAAACAAUUCUGUCUUCCAUUGCAUUAAUGUUGGUAAAUGCGUGUCCCGAAAGUCUGUGUUUUAUUUGUAAUUUUUUUAAAGACUGAAACAGAGUCCUUUCUGUUCUUUAACACAGAGCCUGCGGUGCCCGUAUUGCCAGCCGCCCAGACGAACUUAAGGAGGAAGAUGUGGGGACUGGAUCUGGACUAUUUGAAAUCAAAAAGAUAGGCGAUGAGUAUUUUGCUUUCAUAACAGAGUGCAAAGAACCAAAAGCAUGCACCAUUGUUCUCCGAGGAGCCAGCAAAGAGAUUCUUGCGGUGAGUGUGUUCUAGCACGUUGCCCAGUAAAUGUUUUGGGGCCAGAAAGAAAAAAAAAUCUGUUUUGCAUUUAUUUAUUUUUUCUUCUUGCACCAUAAAGUGUACUAGGAUCAGAUGUGUUUUAUGGUACAUGGAGUGUUCCUUUUAAUAGUGGAUACAAAUAUUUCUGAAAAUGGGCAUGCAAUUAUGUUGGGGGCUAUGUACAGAACAGAUCAUUAUCUAAAUGUGCCAGUAGUAUAUUCACACAGAGACUACACGUCCUAGUGAAACAAAGUGUGAUUUUUGUCUCUAACUUUAAAUUCUAUCCACUGCAGGAAGUGGAGCGCAAUCUUCAGGAUGCCAUGCAAGUCUGCCGCAAUGUGAUGAUCAGUCCCUACCUGGUGCCAGGAGGAGGAGCCACUGAGAUGAGUGUGGCACACAGCCUUACCGAGAAAUCCAAGGGCAUGACUGGGGUGGAGCAGUGGCCAUACCGCGCAGUGGCUAACGCACUCGAAGUCAUUCCAAGGACGCUAAUACAGAACUGCGGAGCUAGCACUAUUCGUCUCUUAACAUCUCUCAGAGUAAGAAGGAUUCAGUGUUUCUGAUUGCUAGUUAGUAAAUGCUUUUCUGGAAAACGUCCUCUGCAACGUCUCUAAAGACGUAUUCCCUGUUAACCACUAAUUUCAAAUGUGUGUCUCUGCUCCCUGCUGUGUCCCUGGUGUUGUUGACCUGGUUCUUCAGUAUCAAGAUUAUUGUAUUUCUUUACACACAGUUGUUUCUUGGACUUAAAAAAAAAAAAAUAAUUGCUAAAUAUUUUUGACUAAUGACUGCAACUUGUUUCCCCCAUCCCUCUCCCAGGCAAAGCAUACUCAGGAGGGAUGUCAAAGCUGGGGUGUAGAUGGCGAGGCUGGGGUAAUUGUGGACAUGAAGGAAUUGGGAAUUUGGGAACCAAUGGCUGUUAAAUUGCAAACCUACAAAACUGCUGUAGAGGUAAGUGUUACAGCCCCCUUUGAUUUUUUUUCCUUUAAUACCUGUUUUCGAAGUUGCUAAUUUUCCACAGCAGAAUUUUUCCACUCCUCAAUGUCCUUCUCUUUAUACAUCGGCGUCCCUCACCAAUACAUCCCGCAUAUUCACCCAUCUUUUUGGGUGGUUUGCAAUAAUUGAUGCGAGGUACCCCUAACGAGAUCUAAAAUGCAACAUUAUUUGUAUACACACAGCUUACCUGUACAUUUGUCUUGCUCACAAAUUCUUCCUUCCUCCCCCGUAGACUGCUAUUCUGCUGCUGCGUAUAGAUGACAUAGUGUCCGGCCAGAAGAAGAAGGGAGAAGACCAGGGCCGACCUGCCCCGGAAGCACCUCAGCAUGAAUGAAGACCAUAAGAAGACUAGAUGGUAUUGUCUGGAUGUCCCACCUGAAAUGGCACUGAAGCUGUUCGAGAAUACUCGGUCCUCUUCCAUUAUACUGUGACCUGGCAGGGGAAACGUUUUGUAUUUAUUUCUGUAUGAGAUAAGGGUCAUAGAGAAGUGUGUAGAAUGAGAUUACCUGUAACGUCAUUUGGCGCAAAAAUAAAAAUGAAUUUUGAAUUCUGACUGUG
Molecule: messenger RNA, 18450 nt
Organism: Pelobates cultripes (western spadefoot toad)
Lineage: Eukaryota; Metazoa; Chordata; Amphibia; Anura; Pelobatidae
Source: the annotation of a GenBank genome assembly